AUGGCGCUGUUGCGGUCAUUCAACCGACAGCGUGGCUUACGUAAAUGUCCCAUUUGUAGUGUUAUGGUCAAAGCUGGUAAAUAUUCAACACAUAUAAAUGAAUGUUUGAUGAAUUCGGAUGAUGACGAUUGCGUGGUUGUUGAGACCAUUACGGCAGAAGAAAAAAGGCGACGCGCUGCUGAGCAAAUCAUUUGUUUGGAUCAAAGUGGUGAGGAGUCAGCAAUUGGAAAUUCGGUCGCAAGUACCUCAGUGAAAUCAACGGCUACCGAAGAAAUGCUGCUGGAGUCAUCUGAUUCCAACAAUAACAUUUCAAACGAGACUGCAGCUGUUACGAGAAAAUCAGACAGAAUCGUAGAUACCAAUGGAACGGGAAAUAAGAGUAGAUGCGAAAAUCAGAGGAGAACCCGAAGUCGAAAUGAGACCAAUGAAAAAAGGCCAGUGGAUUCGAACGAUAGCGGCCAAUCGUCUGUUAGCAACAACAUUCAGGGUUUUGAAGAAGUCGAGAACAGAAUUCGUGGCAUUGGAACGGGUAGAACAAGCGAAAUGAUGGUUCAAGAGGAGUGUAAUGUAUUGGAGAGAACGACCCAUAAUAGGUCAGUUACUGAGAAUCUGAAUGCAGGAGAGCAAAGGAACGAAGAAGUUGAGGAAAGUUUUGGUCGAAUCGACUCAUCAACAUCGAUUCCAACGAGAAAAGGGAAGCAAGCGACAUUGAAUAACAAGAAGCGUUCAAUCAAGAUGAAUCUGAAUUAUAAAGUGAAGAAAGUCAAAAGGACAAGCGAAGUCGAGCCAAAUGAUAGAUCUGAAGAAGUGAGGUCGCAAAUCUCGCUGUCGAUGAAAAACACAAUCAAAAUGGAGAUCAAGACAGAGCCGAGAAUCUGUGAAACUGAGCGAGAAAUCAAAAAGUCUGAAAUUUCAUUAACGAGGAAGAGCAGUCCUAGGGUUGUCGCUCGUCCGCCAACUGUAAAUUCCUCACCAAGAAUGACGAGGAGCAAGCAUGGUGCCGAAGAGGAAUUGAUUAGCUUGGCAGAAGUGGCGAGAAGAAUUCGUAGGUCAUUGCGAAACUGCGAAACUGAAUUAUCGGCGACAGCUGUGCCGGAAUCUGCGUUGAAGAGUUUGGCUGAUGAUUGCAACGGAAACGACGACAAUAACGAUGCUGAUGAGACCACUACCGUAACUGAUAAUGCCACAGAAACGUCCACAUCUGAUGGUGAUGAUCAGCAGUCGAAUGCUUUGCCACCUUAUUAUUUGGUGCUCUUUAUGAGAGUCCUUAAAAGGGUAUUGUACGAUCAGUGUGAUGAGCGAUCACAUUAUUCGCCAUUGUUUUGGGGUGAGAAUUUACGAAUGGCUGAAAAAUUUCUUUCCUUAUCAGGUGAAGCAAAAUGCCUUUUUGUGAGAUUAUUCACCCGUAAACGUCGUUGGGUCCUUGCGGAUCAUUUGAAUUAUGGCAGCAUCGCAACCGAUUUACUGCCACUCUUCAAAGAACUCGAUUCAGCCGGCUUGAUAGAAUCGUGUCGUUCGGGACUCAACGACUUGUCAGAGGCUAUCAAGUUGUUGCAUGCUCCAUCACUGAAAGUGAUCGGUAACAAAUUCCAUGUCAAUGUGAAAGUCGGUAAACUCAACAUUAUUCACUCAUAUGCAUUACUGCAAUUAUCGCUCAAUAAAAUUCGCUAUCCUGCACCAUUGUCAUCGCCGAUUAUUCCAAUUUACACGGAUCAAGAAAUGUUAUUCAGCUAUAUGAUUGCGAAAGAACUUGAAGCUGAAUUAGCCGAAGCAAUGGGUCGUUCUAAAUGGGAAGACGUUGAAAGUGGUGCUCAAAAAGCCGCUGAGUGUCUUUCUAAAAUAACCCCUGAAUAUAGGCGAGUUAUUUCAGUUUUGAUAAUCCGAUGCGAGGCACUUCCUCCAUAUUUACGUCGGUAUACCGACAUCUGGGUGUAUACUCGGUGCAUGUCGUUCGGCACCGAAGCGUUGCAAAGACAGCGAAAAUACAAAGAAGCCGUAGCUUGGUUGAAGCGUUUACUCUAUUCUGAAGACAUGAAAAACUUCGUGAUGGAUGCUCGAGGUGGUUGGUGGGAUCGAUUGGCGCUGAAUCUUGAUUCACAUUUGAAUCGAAAGUCGGAAGCAUUCCAGGCGAUUCGCGCUGGUCUGGAAGACGCCUGUGUUGGCGAUAAGGAUAGAUUGCUACUUCAGGACCGUGGUGAGAAGAUCGAUGCAAAUUGGAAGGGACCAUUGAAUGUGCCGGAUCCCGAGCGCGUGGAUAUUUCCGGUUCAACUCUGAGCAAAAACCUUGGCGAUUCACGUUCAAAUCGAUUCAUUAUUACGAGCACCGAUACACACUACGAGUGUUCUGUUGAAGGAGUCGCCUUGAACCAUUACUUAAAAAAUGGCUUCAAGGAAGGCGUUCAUGCCGAGGGCAGUGUAUGGCACACUGUAUAUGGUUUACUCUGUUACGAUAUCAUUUUCGAUGAUCACGUCAAAAAUGUUUGGUUCAGUGAGACUCAGGUAAAUUUUUAG
Messenger RNA from Anisakis simplex (herring worm), 2511 nucleotides. The record is from the annotation of a GenBank genome assembly. NCBI's taxonomy places the organism in Eukaryota, Metazoa, Nematoda, Chromadorea, Rhabditida, Anisakidae.